UUUGAGCCCUCGCUUCUGUUACUGCUGCCCUGUCGCUCUGUCUUUCCUCUUCACUUUCUCCUCUGUCUGUUUCGUGCAAGUGGUAAACUGGGCAGGAUGAUACCAGAACAACAGAUUGUCCAACUGAAAGAGUUGAUGUUCUAGAGAAACCUUGUGGGAAUUUGCAAGGAAAACAAGCAGCCCUUCACAACCUCUGGACUCUGAAGCACAGCUGACUUGUGUUUUUUCUCCUCCUCAUCCCCUGCUUUUUGCUUUCUGUACAUUUUCUCUCUUCUCUCCCACUUUAUGGCAUUUUCUGCAAGUGACUUUGUCAGAUUUUGCUUUGCUACUUAAAGAUGAUGGGGAUACUGAUGUGUGAAGCUCUUGUGUUGCUCACGUCGCUUCUGAAUUCAGUGGAUGCCAAAGGAACUCUCUAUGGAAGUACAUAUAGAUACAAUCUGCACAAGGCAGGGGGUGUCCCGCAGUACAACCCUGGAAAGCCAAUGGGUCAUCAUAAGAACUUCUGUGCCUAUGUCGUUCAGAAGAAUGUCACCUGUGUGAUGCAGGAUGGAGUGGCCACAUUUGUCAAACCUGAAUACACUACCAAGUGCAUAUGGGGACAGACAUGCCCUGUGGUCAUGUAUCGGACACUCUUCAAACCGCAGUAUAAACUCGGUCAUAAAACCAUCACAGAACUAGAGUGGCGCUGUUGCCCGGGUUACUCUGGAGAGAACUGCAUUGACAGGCCAACCUCUGUCCCUAAUGGUGUGAUGCCUCCCUUCACAGGCUCUCUCCCUUGGCCCGGGAUAAAGGGUUAUCCCCGGGGUCAAACUGACAACAAUCCCAUACCUAGUGGAUAUGUUCCACCUGAAAAUCCCAAAACAAGUUAUGGUCCUAAGGCUGGAGUCUCUGUUGAGCGCCUAGAUCGCAUUGAGGAGAACCUUCACAAACUCUCUCAAAGUCUGGACAUCUUGAAUGGCCUAGUGGUUGGUAUGGAAGAGCGUCUACGUGUCUCUCUUCGAGAGGACACAAAAAAGAUGCUGGCCUCUAUGCUCAGUGGCAUCCCUCGGCUCCUGGAUACCUCUGUGGGUUUUGGGCUGAUCCCAGAAGGCACGCCAAAUGGCUUAGAUGGUGAUGAGAACCUCCCUGGCUUUGGAGAGUUGGUUGGGAGAGUGAUGGAGGUCAAAGAUGAUCUCAAAGUCAAAAGUGACAUACUGGAUGAGAUCCGUGGCAUGGUGAUGGGACACGAUGGCCAGAUAAAGAGGCUGAUGGAUGGCGCCACAGGGAGACCUGUACCUGGAGUAGACCAGGGUCAUCUGGAAGAACUUUUGGAUGUCAGGCUGGCUGGAGUGAGGGCAGAGGUUCUUGAUGGCUUUGAGAGGAGAUUGUCAGGUCUGGAGAACCACUGUGAUGAGAGAAUUAGCCAGGUCCAACAGCAUUGUCAUAAUGAGCAUCUAACAGGUCAAGAGCAGAUCCAACAGUCACUAGAUGGCCAUGAGACAGGCCUUAGGAAAGAGCUGGGUGAGCUGCAGUCACAGAUCCAAGGUCUGACCGUGACUGAGAGCUGUUGUGGCAAAAUAAAUAGCCUAACGCAGCAGAUGUUUCUGCUGGAGGAGUCAGUUACAGGCCUCACUGAGUCCCAGAGGCAGUUACAAGUGGACCUGACCCUCCAGACCCUCCGGCUGGUGGGCAUGGAGGGCAGUAUUAAUGGCUCUAAACAUGGUGAACAUGAUGGGAUUGGACCUGGCUUUAGCUCCCUCGAUGGGUUUAAGAUCUUAUUGGAUGAUAAGCUAAAGACACUGGAGCGACGUCUCUUUGUGGUGGUAGAGGAGUUGAGCAAUGCCACGGCCCCAGCACUGCUGGAGGGGCAAGUGGUUCCGGCACUAGAGACAGAGAUCGACAGUGUUCGGAGAAGGGUUGAGGUGGAUUUGGAUGGAAUGCAAAAGCAGAUGUCGGCCCUUGAGCUCCUCUGCACCUCUGCUUGCUCCCCUGCUUCUAGCCCCGAGACAGCCAGGGUAGAGGACUACCAGACCAGGGUAGAGGACUGGAAAGAAACCGAGAAGAUGGUGAUGAAUCGCCUGGAUGUACAAUCAAACAAGCUGGACCAUCUCAACAGCACCUUGCAGGGUCUCCUAACGCAACUCUCCAAAGAGGACACACAGGGCUCCAUCCAGGGGGAAAUCACACUCCUGAAGAUCAAUGUCAACUCUGUCAAUCGUACCUUGAAAGGACUACGUGAUUCAGUCAGCUUGUUUGCUCGAGAAGUUGGACAUGUUAAUUCCACUUGGCAGGAACGUGAAACCCGGUUGGUUACACAAGUCCAAGGCAUUUCGGAUCUAGUUGAGCGCCAGACCUCUAUGCUUGGAGCUGGGGAGCGGAGGCUGAUCCAGCUCAAGGCAGAACUCCAGAGUUUGCGGCGAAGGUUAGCUGGGGAGCUACAAGGUUGUCGAACCACAACACUGGGAAUGCAACAGGAAGUAUUGGGAGUGGAAAGUCGAAUUACACAGGUAGAAGGACAGUGCGGAAGCCUCGGCGAGCUAGCUGAUGACCUUGAGAGAAUCCGUAGUGAACUAGAGAGACAUUCAGAUGCCUUCCUGGCACAGGUCAAUGGGACGCUGGUCAGCCACUCAGAGCAGCUGGUCCAACUGAAGGACGGUCUCAAAGACUGCUUGAGCAAAAUUGAUCCCGCUGCACAGCGUGUUGAUAAUAAGUAAAACGCCCUGUACCGAAACACCGUAAGGCCUGAGUUUGUACAAAUUGGCAAUAUUUUUGUCCCCUCAGCAGGGCAUUUUGUCCCUUAAUUCUUUGUUUUAAACAUAUUUUAAGCUGUUUUAAGUUUUUAACUUAUAUGAAGACAGCUUGACUGCAUUAUUAAAUGUAUUUGACGAUUUAUUAAAUGAAGUAACAAAUAUGCAUAAAACAGAAAUCACUACUAAGCUGCUACGGGAUUCUACUGGCAGGUAUUGUCCACCUACCUUCUCAUCUCAAAAACAUCAGUCAUCUCCUGAUUUAAUUACUGUAUUAUAACACAAACAUGCUACAAUUUUUUAUUUUUUUUUAUAAUUGUUUGUUGUGUGUG
Molecule: messenger RNA, 3058 nt
Organism: Xyrauchen texanus (razorback sucker)
Lineage: Eukaryota; Metazoa; Chordata; Actinopteri; Cypriniformes; Catostomidae
Gene: emilin3b
Product: EMILIN-3
Exons: 5
Coding region: 336-2693 (785 amino acids)
Cellular component (GO): extracellular matrix
Molecular function (GO): protein binding
Source: RefSeq, a predicted model, not a curated record